AUGGGAGACUUUGGAUGUGGAGAUGGAGGAUGGACGCUGAUCAUGAAGAUUAAUGGCAGUGAGGUAAAAAUUCAUCUGCGAGCAAAUUCACUAAUGAGAGAGAAGCGGCAAGGUGGAUGGCAAAAUCUGCGGCUAUUUCCUUGAAGAAACGUCAAGGGUCGUAAAGAGUUGCUUGUUUGCCCUCGCUGAGUGGGAGCUUGGAACAAGCUAUUACUGAGAUCUUAUUGAAAAUGAAAAUACAAAUUUUAUUCUUUGUUAUGAAUUUCAGAGAACAUUCCAUUACGAUUCCCAGUUUUGGAGCAACAGAAGUGCUUACAACCUUCGAGGAGGCAAGACUGGCUUUGACUUACAAGAGACAAAGUUACCGACCUUUUGGACCACAUCCUUCUCCAUGAUAUGCCUUGGUAUGAAGAUCGGUAAUCAGCUCAGAUUCAUUGUCAUCAACAAGCGGGCCGACUCUCUCCACUCCCUUAUUGCUGAUGGGAAAUACCGCAACACCUCACUGGGCCGUGAAACGUGGAAGUGGCUGAUUGGCUCACAGGCCUCCUUGCAGCCCAAAUGCAGUAAGGAAGGAUUCAAUGCGGUGGGAGACGACCCUAGUUUUUCAAAAGCAAGAAUCGGCAUCACCGCUAACCAGCAGAAUGACUGUUCCUCCUGUAACUCACGAAUUGGUUUUGGCACAGGAGGUCUAUAUGAUGAUUCCAACACGUGUGGAAAUGAGGCAACGCUCCAGCCAGAUAAUGGAAACAAGCACAUCAAAGCCAUAGGGUACAUCCCAGUACAGUGA
Pocillopora meandrina is the source of this 787-nucleotide messenger RNA. The record is from the annotation of a GenBank genome assembly. Lineage: Eukaryota; Metazoa; Cnidaria; Anthozoa; Scleractinia; Pocilloporidae.